UGAAAAAAUUAAUUUGAGUAAAAAUAAUGUCUGUAAUUUCAAGUCACACCCACAAUCUAGUCGUGGAUGAAAAUCAGGAUCCCAUUAUAAGUGAAGAUGGUCAAUUAGUUUUAACUUGCAGAAUUUCAGGUAUAUUAUGUUUGCGUGCCGAGGGGGUGGCUUCGGAAAUGUUAAUUAAUUUAAAUUUUGACCGGCUACGGCGGUUACCGUAUCUAUUUUCAAUACUCCUGUGGCAUAAAAUGCAUAUAAAAAUGAAACUGGGAGAGAAUACGAUUUGAAUAAUAUAUAAAAGGGGAAAUGCACGCCAAGCGGAAACACUCGCUAUUUAUAUACUGCUGUAAUAAGGAGUCAAUAGUUUAAACUAUCAUGACAAGCCUUCCUGGUAAAUGUGACAAUAAAAUACAUCCAGAGGCUAUAAACAAGUUGGAACGUGACUUAAGUGAACUGGAGCGCCCCCGUAUCCCUACUGAUGUUUUUUGGCUCAUUUUUUAUUUAAUAUUUUUAACACUAGUGCUGGGUUUUACAGGGUAUUGUGCCCAUUUUGGGGACAUAGGAAGAGUUAUUCAUGGUUAUGACAAUUGUGGUUUUGUAUGUGGUAGGAACAGUGACGUAAAACACUUUCUAAGUUGCUAUGAUGCUACUUAUAUGGCUGAUAACAGGCAAUUUGGAGGAUUAAACAUAUUGCUCUACAAAGGAUUUCAGAUAUCUAACAGAUAUUGUAUAAAGAACUGCAGUGAAUAUGAGGGAUACACAGAAUUUCUCAACAGAUGUGUUCCUUUUACUCACAAAGAAACAAUUUAUACCAUCAUGAUGAAAACUGGAAUAAAACCAUUUUUAAUGGAAGUUGGGGAGGACUUCAGGGUGACUUGGCCCAAUAUCCUAAAAAUAGCCCUGUUUGCUUUGUUUAUAUCAGUGAUUCUUCUUAUUCUUUUGCCCUUUUGGUCAGGGCCAGUUGUCUGGAUUAUAUUAACUGGAGUGUGGGGUGCUUGCAUCAUCACUUGUUUUGCUUUAUGGAUGCGCUUUGUAGAAUUGAAAAAAGAAAGUGCUGACAGUGAGCAGAAAUUAACUUAUCUUAUUUUAUCCAUAUUGGCAACAGUUGUAACUAUUACGCUGACGGCUAUUAUAAUUAUAAUGGUCAAAAGGAUCCGGCUAGCAAUUCAGUUAUUCAAAGAAACUGGCAAAGCACUCACAGCGAUGCCCAAUUUAUUUCUGCAACCAUUUUUGGCCUUCAUAGUUAUAAUGCUUACAAUAAUUUCCUGGAUUAUCGCUUCUUUAUUGAUAAGCAGCGCCGGAUAUUUCAUAAUGAAAAGCCCCAACGUUUAUCAUUAUAAAAAAGACGGGAUCAUAUGGUCCGCCGCCAUUUUAAGCUUUACAGGGAUGCUCUGGACUGUGGAGUUCAUUAUGGGAUGCCAGUAUACCGUGGUUUCCGGAGCAGUCUCCAAGUGGUACUUUGAAAGGGAUAAAUCGAAGCUCUCCCAACCGAUUUGGAAAAGUGCCUAUAACCUCAUCAGGUACAAUUUGGGUACCGUAGCUCUGGGUUCUCUAUUAAUUUCCAUAGUAAGGUUCAUUAGAAUCCUCGUGGCGUUCACCAGGAAAAUAUCAAAAAAGAUCGAAGGGUGGUACUUGGAAAAAGUAUGCGUAUAUUGCUGUUCGUGUUUUCUUUGGUUAUUCGAGAAAGUCUUAAGCAUUGCAACGGCGCACGCGUAUGUUAUAACUGCGAUGUAUGGUUACCCAUUAUUCACAGCAGGAAAAGAAGCUUUUAAACAUAUAACUGCUAAGCCAAUAAGACUUGCAGCAAUCAAUAACAUUGGGGACUUUGUCCUUUUUUUAUUUCAACUUCUAGUGGUGGCAUGUACAGUGGCAAUGGGAACUUAUCUAUUUAAGAGAGAGGAAAGAGGCAUACAUCACAUAUGGGUCCCACUAGUACUCUCCGCCUUAUUCAGCUACAUUAUUGCAUGUUGCUUUGCAACAGUCUAUAAGAUUACAAUGGAUACCAUUUUCAUAUGUUUCUGUGAAGAUUCCCUGGUAAACGAUGGGGUUUCAAAACCAUUUUUCAUGUCCAGGGGGCUAAUGGAAUUUGUAGAGAAUUCCAGGGUCAUGGAAAACCGAAAAUCAAAGCUUAAACUUAAUGAGUUGCCCCCCAAAGUGAAUUUUGAUGAUGUUAAAUAUUAAGCACAAGAAGAUAAUAAAUAUUUUCAAUAAAAAAAAA
Molecule: messenger RNA, 2209 nt
Organism: Anthonomus grandis grandis
Lineage: Eukaryota; Metazoa; Arthropoda; Insecta; Coleoptera; Curculionidae
Product: choline transporter-like protein 1
Exons: 14
Coding region: 367-2172 (601 amino acids)
Biological process (GO): transmembrane transport
Cellular component (GO): membrane
Molecular function (GO): transmembrane transporter activity
Source: RefSeq, a predicted model, not a curated record